AUGAGUUCAAGCAAGGCCAAUAUUUCCCCGUCAACAAUAGGCGACGUCCACGCCAACAAGUAUCAGGUCAUUGGCAUGCUUGGUUUCGGGACCACAUCUACAGUGUUGCUUUUGAGAAAUCUCCAAGAUCACGAGUAUGUGACGUUGAAAGUCUGUACUCGAGAUGGAGAUGACAGGCGUGAAAUUGAGAUAUACGAGAAACUGAGAUCGGCAAAUCCCUCUCAUCCUGGAUAUAGCUGUGUUCAAACGGCUCUCGAGUCAUUCACACUCCAUCGGCCAGAGGGCGGCCACAAGUGUCUUGUUCAGAAACCCAUGUGGGAGAGUCUUCAAGACCUUCUCCGCCGAAACCCCACACACCGUUUCAAUGAAGAGCUUCUCAAGGGGACUCUGCAGUAUGUACUUUCUAGUCUCGAUUAUCUACACACUGAUUCUAAGGCAUUUACCAAGGCAGAGUUGGAGGUGCCAUCUCCUCGAAAGUCCAUCAACGGCUUCACUGUGUACAAGUCUCGCACAUUUGACCUUCCAAAAGACUUUGGUGGUGUUGUGCUGAGUGACUUUGGCUGCGCGGUCGAAGGAGAUAGGAAAAGGAACCACGAUGCUCAGCCGAAUGUGUACAGGUCACCAGAGGUUAUGCUCAAAACGGAGUGGAGCUAUCCAGCAGACAUAUGGAAUGUGGGCGUCAUGAUCUGGGACUUGUUCGAGGACAAGCACAUGUUCUAUGGUGAUGAUCCCACUGGUAUAGGUUAUUCGACACGCGCCCAUCUCGCUGAAGUGAUUGCCCUUCUAGGUCCACCGCCGCUGGACAUGAUUAGUCGCGGAGUGAGAAGCCGAGAGUUUUUCUCAGAAGAUGGGAAAUGGAUAUCGGAUGUCCCGAUACCACUGGAAACUAGUCUCGAAGAGUCAGAGGAAAACCUCGAGGGCGAAAACAAGGCAGAGUUCUUGAGAUUCAUGCGAGGCAUGCUUCAGUGGCGCCCUGAGGAUAGGAAAACUGCUAGUGAGCUCCUGAAGGACCCAUGGCUAAAUAAGUGGCCGUGAGCGUGCGUCCUUCCUGAGAAAUGUACCCUUCCUGCGCCGCAGCCAUCCGGUCCCAGGCGCAGUGUUGCUUAUACGCACGACAUCCCGCUCACAACGCCGGUGACCAAUUUCCAUCCACCACUUGAUGUACCUGCGACCGGUUGCGAUUAGGUGGGCAGUGUGAUCAGUACAGAGCCGCAUAACGUCAACCAGUAGCUCAUACCGGAUCCUUUCCGUCGAUUCUGAAGAUCAUGGCACCCGUUUGCGAGCGGGGAGAAUGCGCAGGCUUGCCACGGAGGCAUCUAUAUAUUAUAUACGAUAGCCACAACAAGAGCACCAAAUCAAACUGCAACCACCUGCCUUCCAGGGAUCCCAUAGAUGAAUCAAUGACACAUGGCACCCAUCUAUCUCGGUAUAAGACUCGCACAAGCCUGCUAAGCCAUUUCGUAUACUUAAUCUAUUGCUAGAUCCUUUCAAUAUCCAACGUCCAAGCGCUUUGUAUAGUCUCGAGCACAUGGGCACAUGGGUGAUCUUCCACAGGUCAAUAUCUGCGAGGCCGAGGUAUUGACGAUUGACGAAAGUUAUUGAACGGCGCGUGCGAGGAGUCAGGCGGGCCCAUUGCCGGGGUGUUGUAGACGGUUGGAGAAGGGAUCCAUGUGGGCGAUAAAUCUGCUACGCAAUCUGUUCCUAUAAACCGCUAUCGUACCUAGUGUACCGUUAUGGACGUUUUCAUGGGAGAUGCCUGCGUGCUGGUCUUGCGUGAGGAAGCGGGAGUGUGAAUGCAGAACCUUGAAUCCGACAACAGCAUAGCUCGAUUCAUUCGCUGCGCAUCGAGGACAAUGUUACGUGCUAUCCAUGAUUGUUACUUCUAUGACACUCUAGGGCACCGGGGGUCUGACAGAGUGCUGAAGCUCCAGGACAGAAUUCAUCCAUGGCGCAUGUAUCUAUUCAGGAAUAAUAAAGCUAUCUACAGGAGAUCUACUGGAUAUAGCUAAAUAACAUGCAAAAUUCAAUAGGUGCUAGAAUUUUCUACCAGGAC
This is a messenger RNA of Aspergillus calidoustus, 2053 nucleotides long. The record is from the annotation of a GenBank genome assembly. Lineage: Eukaryota; Fungi; Ascomycota; Eurotiomycetes; Eurotiales; Aspergillaceae.